Molecule: messenger RNA, 2726 nt
Organism: Nezara viridula (southern green stink bug)
Lineage: Eukaryota; Metazoa; Arthropoda; Insecta; Hemiptera; Pentatomidae
Source: the annotation of a GenBank genome assembly
GUCACAGUGGCGCUACCUACCAGUAAGUCCCACUCAUUCCCUCAGUCAAGAGCCGUUAGUGUCUGAACCGGAGGACUCAAGUUGAAGGCAUUGUACAAUGGCCGAAGAAAAUAACGUUGCCGAAGCGAAGGAAGAGGUGCAGGAGCAGAAGCAGGAGGUGAAGGAAGACACCAAGGCACAAGAGGCUGCCAAGGAAAAAGAAGCCGAGCAGGCUGCCCCAGCUCCUGAACCACAGCCUCCCAAGCCCAUUGUCCAUAAGACAAAUUUCGAAAAAGAUGUCGUAUAUCUUUUUCAGUUUUCCCGAACCCCAGUCAUCCCCUCAAUGUCCCCUUACUGCCUCAAAGUUGAAACUUGGCUCAGACUUGCUGGAGUUAGAUAUGAGAAUAUUGACCACAAAAUGAAGUUCAAGUCAAAGAAAGGACUGUUGCCUUUUGUUGAACUUAAUGGAGAAGAAAUUAAUGAUAGCGCAGUUAUUAUUAAAGAAUUGUCUCAAAGGUUUGACAAGGACCUUGACGCUGCUUUGGACAGUAGUCAGAAGAAUGUUUCACAUGCAAUGAUUUCUAUGAUUGAAAAUCACUUAUUCUGGGUGUUGAUGUGGUGGCGAACAAAGCAUCCUGACAAUAUAAUUAAAGGUUAUAAAAUGAAUCUGCAACAUUUUCUUGGAAGCCGGAUACCAAAUGGUCUCCUCAGUCUUUUUUUCAAGUAUAGCUACACAAGAAAGGGAUUAAGAAAAGUUAAAGCACAUGGAAUUGGAGUGCACAAGCCAGAAGAAAUCCUUGAAUUUGGUCAAAAUGACCUUAAAGUUUUGUCUGAAAUGCUUGCUGAUAAACCAUUUUUCUUUGGAGAUGAGCCAACUACGUUGGACGUUGUAGCAUUCGCUAAUCUAGCCCAGAUUUACUUCAUCGACAAAGAAUUACAGUAUCCGCUGCAAGAUUUCAUGCAAGAAAACUGUGCCAAUCUAGUUGGACAUGUAAACAGGAUGAAAGAGAGGUGUUUCUCUGAUUGGGAAGAUAUUUGCACUACAUUGGACCUCAAUUCACACCUCCCUAAACCUCCUCCAGAAGAAAAAGAAGUCAAAGGAAAAGAUGAAGAAAAAAAGGCUGAAAAAGAAGGUGAUAGUGAUAAGGACGAAAAGGAAAAGUCGGAAAAAGAAAUUGAAAAAGAAAAUGAGAAGGAAAGUGCAGAUAAAGAAAAUAAAGAAAAAGAAAAAGAAGAAAAGUGAAUAGGUGUCAUUAAGUGUUGAACUCUCUCCCUCCACCAUAUACCACCUUACCCCUCCGUGUUCAGACACCACCUAGCUUCUUACUUUUUGAGAGUUUAUAUUAUCUUUUUUUAUAUAUAUAAAUAAGUCUAUUAUACAUUUCUUGUUAGGGCCAGCAAGGCCUUAACUGUUUUGUAUGUGAAGAUUACAUCUAGAGCAGUACAUUAUUUAUUUUCAUUCCAUUGAAAACAGAUUUUUAAGUGUUUCUAUGUCAAUUUGUUUUAUAUUGUAGACAUGUAGCUGGUUUUAAAGAGAUCGAACUAUUUUUUAAAAAAAUGUAAUGUUAUAUUAUGUAAGUAAGCUAACUGUGUAUUAUAAAAAAGUUAUAUAUGUCUUGUUUAUAUUUAUUAUAUAUAGCAUGUUUAGAAUUUCUGUUUUCAGUAUAGUUAAAUUAUUUAUAAAAAAAAAAUAUUGUAUAAAAUGUUUGGUCAUUUUAAUACCAGCAUAGAGUUUUAGAUAAAUUGGUUAGAAUGAUAGAGAUAGAAGAGGUGUUUUGAUACGUAAUUAUUAUAAAAGAAAGAUUUUCAUAGAGUUUUUUAAUUCUGUAUAAAAAAAAUGAAAAAAAAUGAAAAACUCGCUCAAAAUUGUUGAUCUGCUCAAAAAUAUACCCUGGCUGGAGGGGAAUAGUGCGAGAUCUGAUGCCAUCUUGAUUAUUGGUUAGGGACCAUCUUGAAAUAAACUUGUCCAUUGCCAUUGCAUUUAUUUAACAUAAUCAAGUGGCGAUCACUACUUUACAUAUUCUUUCUGUUAUACAUUAUUACUAUUCUACCUAUUUAAACAUGAAAUUUUAAUAAAAUUUUAAAGAAAAUUAUUAUGUUGUAGCAAACCCAUGUGCAUACAUUUAUUUAAAAAAAUAAAAAAAAGUGUUUAUAUAUAAUAUAUACAUAAAUUAUAGAUUUCUUUCCAUGACAAAACUGCUUGUUUGUAGCUUAGAAUAGUUAGUUGUGUACAUUUUAAGAUUUAUUUAGUUUAACAGUUAAAUGUGUUUUAUAUUAUAUGAAAUAAAUGGGCUUUAUAUAAAACUUUUUAAAUUGUUAUCAAAUGCCCUAUUGUAUGAAAGUAGAGUGUAUUAUGUGUUAUCUCCAGCCCUAAAUAACCUUGAAGAAUUUUUUAAGUUAUGUGGACUCAUAUCAAAUUAAAGAUCCACAUUAACUACCAAAGUUGUUAGGCUGUACCUAUUGUAUUUUUUUAAUUGAUUUAAAAAAUUGGAAAAUACUCAAAAUGCGUUUAUUAUAAUUAACUAAGCUACAUUACUAUUAUAAUCUUUGAUAUUAUUGUGACUAUUGUAGCUUCUCUUAUGCUUUUUAACGGAGCUGUAACUACACAAUUGCCUAAAUAAAAUAAAAAUAUAUGUGUAUAUUUAUGUUUUAUUUAUUUAAUAUUGUUGUCAUCAUAUAUUUAUAAAUGUUUCCUUCAGAAUAUUUUGCCUGUGAAUCAAUGAAAUAAACCUCCUAUUUAUCUUAUG